Messenger RNA from Filobasidium floriforme, 1246 nucleotides. Its product is annotated as catabolic 3-dehydroquinase 1. NCBI's taxonomy places the organism in Eukaryota, Fungi, Basidiomycota, Tremellomycetes, Filobasidiales, Filobasidiaceae. The record is from RefSeq and is a predicted model, not a curated record. The transcript has 3 exons. Gene Ontology annotation, molecular function: 3-dehydroquinate dehydratase activity. Bases 302 to 754 code for a protein of 150 amino acids. Gene Ontology annotation, biological process: quinate catabolic process.
GUUCUGCUGUAGGUCCAUGAUUGGCAUGAAAUUGAUCAGGUUGUUGUCGUCAUUACGGUGUUGGACGACAGUAACCCGGUCGAGCGCAGCCGCUAGAUGGGAUCGCGCGCCGCAUAGAUCUCGGGCCCUAAUCAACAUUCGAGAGGAGCUAUCAGUCGCGAUCAGUCGACCAGUCGACGAGCUCUUCGUCUUACUCGUAGUAGCAUAAACCUUGCACGGCCUCUCGCUAUCUUGUACAAGCUCACGAUAGAUCUAUCUCGCCCGAACCCUUUCCAAGAACAUCAUCGUCGUCAAAGCAAUCAUGUCCGGCAUUCACGUCCUCGUCAUCAACGGUCCCAACCUGAACCUUCUCGGUACACGAGAACCGCAGACGUACGGCUACGACACGCUGAGCGACGUCGAAGAGAAAUGCAAAAGGGCAGCAGAAGCAGCUGGAGGGAAGUGUAGUGCUUUCCAAAGCAAUUAUGAGGGAGCUAUCGUCGAGAGGAUACAUCAGGCCAAGGCGGACGGCGUGGAUGGGAUCGUGAUCAACGCCGGAGCCUACACUCAUACCUCAGUAGCCAUCCGCGACGCUCUCUUGGGGGUGACCAUCCCGUUUGUCGAGCUCCAUAUCAGCAACGUCCACGCGAGAGAAUCUUUCCGGCAUCACUCUUACCUGUCGGACAAGGCUGUUGCUGUCGUCUGCGGAUUGGGCGUGAGCGGGUAUGAUUACUGCGUGACGCAUGUCUGCAAGACGUUCAAGAAAAGAGAAUAGGGAUCGAAUCAACGGAUGUCUUGCUCUUUGGCAGAUUUGCUAACAGGUCGAGGCAGGGAAUCAAAGGGUCAACGAAUACACUGGACUUGUAUCGUAUAUGCGUGAAAGCAUCAGACAAGCCUCGAACACGUUUUGUCUGCAGGAUCUCGCUCCUGACGGUUGAGUCCGUCGCGAUCGAUCGUGAGGCGAGCGAGCCCGGCGGGAUGCUUCUGGGAGAUGAGCCUGGUUUCUCAUACCGGACAUAACGACAGAGGUUGUCAAGCAACACUUCCUAACUUCAGGGCAUAUUUUCACUCGAUAUGGGCGUCGACAUGAGCAUAUCGGCCUCAUUUCGCUGUCAUUUCGGCCUCAUAUGCGCGCCAGCGAUAUAUGGGCGGAUGACGUAAUUUCGCGGUCAUAUCGCCCUCGCGAUAUACAGGUCAUAUGGGCGUGUCGAAAUGACGCCGAAAUGUUAAUUUGAUAAGGGCGAUAUGAGGCCCACAUGAACACUCG